AUGGAAUCCAUCAUUGAAUACAAGAAAUCUAUUCAGGAAAGAUUAGACAAUGCAGAUCUAUUAGUAACUAAGACAGUAAAUCUCAAUGCCAAAUUAGAAUCAGAAUUAAAGAACAAAAAUCAGGAGAUAGAACAACUUCGAAAAGAAGUAGCUUCUUUGAAGAAAACAAAUCAAGAUUUAUCAACAAAAUGCUCACAGGGAGAUGAAGAUUUAGAAGUCAUUAAAGAUUUUUUUUCGCAUAUGGUGCAAGUUAGGGUACAGACAGGGUCACCAUAUGAGGACGAUCAGGGAUUAUGGUUUAAUAUAUCCCAAGGUAAUAAUACCAUAUCAAUAGAUUAUAAGUUAGGAUUUGUUAAAGGUGAGGUAAAGAAUGAUAAUAUUGGUGAACAAAAGGAAGAAUUGAGCGAUAUAGAUAAGAAUAAGAAUACUACUGAAAUUAUUUAUGUACCGUUGUUAAAAGAACUGUCCUUAGAUGAAUUAAAACUGUUACAGGAGAAACUACCAAGUUAUAUGUUUGAAACUUUAAGUUUCCCAUUGGAUGCAUUGAAUCAAUUUUAUUCAAAGAUGUCCAAGUGUCUGAAUAAGCGGACAAACAAGUAA
Molecule: messenger RNA, 600 nt
Organism: Arxiozyma heterogenica
Lineage: Eukaryota; Fungi; Ascomycota; Saccharomycetes; Saccharomycetales; Saccharomycetaceae
Gene: CSM1
Product: Csm1p
Exons: 1
Coding region: 1-600 (199 amino acids)
Biological process (GO): attachment of mitotic spindle microtubules to kinetochore; meiotic sister chromatid segregation
Cellular component (GO): nucleolus; chromosome, centromeric core domain; monopolin complex
Molecular function (GO): microtubule site clamp; protein binding
Source: RefSeq, a predicted model, not a curated record